UGUGUGUUCUUGCGGGUGAUUGACGUUCGUGCGGUUGUGGGCGUACGAACGUGCGGCUGUGGGGCGCUUACAUGAAUAAAAUAAACGCUUAUAAACAAGCGCGCAUCUAUUAUUUAGUGGGUCACUACUGAUUAACUAGUCUGCUCCUUACUCAUUUGCCGUAGUUUCAAUUUUAUAGGUUUUUAGAGAUUUUUUCAGAUUUUUUCAAUUUUUAUGAAUUUUUAUCGUAAUUAUUAGGUGAUUACUGAGUCUUCAAAAAGACUCAAUAAGGUCAACUAAUUCCAUAAUUUCGCUCUUCAACAAACACACCUACGCCGGCUAGCAAAAAUUUCUUCAAUGCAGCAGACUCGAAGACAGUCUUUUGGCUUUGCUUUUAAUGAGCCAAAGGCUCCAGCUUACUUAUCUUAUUUUAGUCGUGGGAACGAACUUAGGAGAAGCGUGGGCUUAUAGGACGCAGACUCGUGACGAGAAGGCGCCCAGUGUCAGUAGCUCGAUUCUCCUGCAUGAUGCUGGCAAGUGGCCCGAUCUGAUUCGAACGCAAAAAAAAGAUGUCUAUCUAACCUGCCCCGGCGCCUUCUGUGAGAAAGGUCGCAGCUGCGCUAUCGACAGCAAGAAAAAAAAACAGAAUGAGAACAGGAUCAGCAGCUUCCUCCUUCUAGUCUACCUCCUGAGAUCACAGCGCUGAUCGAAGGAGACCAAGAUGAAAAAAGAGGCCAGGGCCGACUCUUCCUCUUCUAUCCAAGAAAGCACUCAGGUGAACGUGAUCGAUGGAAUGGACCUGCUGAAGACAACGACUCGGGCGACCCAUCGGAAAAAACGGCGCAAGAUCAUCAGGCCCGCCUUGAAGAACAACCGCAAGACCAUGCGCGGCAAGAUCUACGGACCUGCCAGGAACGCCGAACACUCACGGCGCUGAUCUUGUACCGUUGGGCAAGCAGCUGGCUGCGGCCCGUAUUCUGUGACACCUGGAGCCUGGGUCUGCUUCCUUCGUCUUUCGCCCUUACAGCCUCAGAGCUUCAAGCUCAACCACAGCACAAGACUGACACAAGAAGCCAAUCUGUUGCGUUCAGGCCUUAUCUGUGCAAGUGCAUCGGUUGUCUUGUCAGCUUUUGGAGACCACCGCGUCGAUGCGAAACAUGGCCGCGAGAUCUUCGCGAAAAGUUGCCCGGGUUGGUCUUCGUUGCCUCUGUCUUUUCGGGUAUCUAUGGAAAAGGCGGCGGCGCGGCCUCGGGUGCUUCGUCUUUGUGUUGUGUUUCUCUGUUGUUGACAGCCCCGGCGCCAGGGGAGUGCGGACCGCCCGCACGUCAUUGGCGUCGGCGCUGCUUGGAAUACAGCCGCGGCACGCCUGUGCAAGCUCCUCGUGGUGUAGAGAACCCGGGCGGAGGACGGGGGAGACGCAGGCGGGGAAGCAGUGGCAAAGCGGGGCGGCGGUGGCCAUCUUUCUGCGCUUGGGCGCCUGGGUUGCCUCUUCGUUUUUUUUUCUAUAUGAAAAAAAAAAAAAUCUUGGCGAAAAGUUUGCGAAAUCUUUCAAAAGAAUCUUUGCGGAAUGUUUCCGAAAAGAUAAGCGCACGAAGUUCCAACAGUGUCAAAACUUGUAAACUUUCCGCAAACAUUUCGCGAAGAUUUUGAAGCUUUCGUCUUCCGUGUUUUUUUGAUGAAGACAUGGAAAUGGAUCGCCGAGAACAAACUCGCAGCAGCUUGCAACGAAACCGCAUAAGGCUCCGCGCUUGUUGUCUGUGGUUUUUGUGGUUUCUCUGUUCUUCUCUCCAGGCUUGGGAGGCGUCAGGCGUUGCGCAUUCGUUUGAGAAUUUGGCGCGAGGCUGCGGCGCGGACUGGUUCGCCGGCUUGUGAUGCUCUCGGCGCAGUGGUUGGCUUGUCCGUGUGUGUGUUGUGCUUGUGUCGGUUUCGUUUUCGGAGCUCCUUUUGGCUUCGUUUUAAUGAGACAAGGACAAGAGCCGCGCGCGUGAGCCUCGGCAACUUUUCGCCAAGAUUUUCUGCCACCGGUGAUUGUCGGGCGCGGUGGUCUCCAACAGCUUCUAGGCAUUUAGCCUCUAGCUCAUAUUGAGUCUUCUUUCUUUGAUUCCGUCCCAUGCCAGUGGCCUCUACUUUAAGAUGAGGACCGACUGGGACUCCCCAGAAGCAUCUGCACUAUGAUCCCGGAGCCGGUGAAGUCGCCCGCCCAUUGUCUAUGCGGACAGUAACGCUAUACCCGAAUCAGUGCCCAGAUCUCUUCAGGUCAUACACAACUAGACUAGUAGGUACGCAUAUCCCUGGGCUUCCCUGUCUAUAUAUUAAAGUUAACGCGAAUGCCUGCGAAAAACAAGCUCAGAAGUUUGAAGCUGUGUGAUGUAUGAACUUCUUUCGUGGAUGGUCCAUCUCUUGGCUCCCUGGCAAGGUCUGAGCCGAUCGAAGAGAGACCCUCCAGGCGAGCUUAAACACGACCAGGCUACCGCUUCGGGCCUCAGUGUAUACAUGGCUCUAAAUCAAUGCCAAUAGACUGACUCGACGUCAGAGCUGGCGCUUACUUGUCCCCUAGAUCAUAUCCUUAUGGGUGUUCGAAGAAACUGGACGGUCUCUAUGAUGCUUCCCAGGCUAUUGCGAUGCGCCUACGCAAAUCUCCUAUGUCGACCAUUCCGGGCGCGAAGCUCUUUCCUAUGCGCCCUUUACUUGCUCACCCCACCACUGUGCUGGUAGGUUUCCGGGAGGCUUCCAAGUGACGCUAUAAAAUGGUCUAUAAAGUGGCUUAUAGCGUGGAUAUAUGACGGGAGCAGUGUGGAUACUCCAGCACUGGUUAGCUAUUCUUAGCGCCGCUUUAUAAUGGACCCAAAACCUUCCGGAUUCUGGAGAUUUGUUUCUUGACGUUUUAGCUAAUUUGUUUCCAUUUCUUUUGUCUUGCGUGUUGCUUACAGAAUGGCCGCGUGCCACCUACAGGAAAACAGUCCACAACGUGCGUGGGUUUCUAGUGUCUGGCGCGUCUCGAAAUGAGUAGAGUGGCCCCCUUAUAUCAGUCUAAUCGUCAGUCGUCGUCGACGCCUUCCCUUGGAUCAUCUUGGGCGUCUUCUUGGACAUCGUCGGGGUCUUCUUGUACUCCAAGCAUGUUGCUUACCAGGGCGGCACCAUCCUCAUCCGAGUCAGAUUCUGCAUCCUCGGCGCCCAUCUCUUGGACGUUUGCAGAGCUGCCACUUCCAGCCCCUUUGUUCGUUUGUAUCAAUCACGGAGGACGAAGAAGACGAAGGCGAGGACGACGCUGCUCCAGUCCCACUCGGUCCUGCGUAUACUGAUGUCUCAGGAGCUGCGUUUGCCUCUGGCUCCCAAUCUAGAACUUCUAGAGAGACCCACAGAAGGUCGCUCCGCCUCAGGCGCUUGGCAUUCCCCUGCUUCUCCGACGCUGUAACUCCAAGUGCAGCAAGUGCUUCAGCGUGUGGCUUGAUGUGUGCAGAGUGAUCAUCUUGAGUGGCUUUCUGCUCUUCAUAGGAUGGCGGACUUGUUCGCUGUCUUAAUUUCUUCCGAAAGUGAGUACGUAGUGAAGAUGUACGUCGCGCGUGCUCCUGCCCAGGCACGAAGCCAAGCUGCUGCCCGAGCUGGUUCCAUAGGAUAGGGGUCGCAGCUGCUUUCUGAAGGCCAAGAUCUUGACGCUUCAAAAGGAAGAAAAGAUCCCGCCCAGCCUUCUGCGCUGCUCGUUUGUAUCGUGGCCAAAGAUCAGAAUUAUGGUCAGGCAGCACGAAGUGCCGGCGAUCAUCGUUGGCCAUGGUGAACAGCGGGACGGUGGAGUGACGCUUUGGCCGUGUUUUCCGCGUGAUUUGUUUCAGCUCCCGCUUACCAGGUGGCGCGGCAGGGUCCUUAGGCGCAUCGUUCUUGGCGGGAGGCGAGAGCUUCUUUGCACUCGCUGCCUGACGUUUCUGCUCUGGUGAGUGGUUUUCAGCCAAAAGAUCACCUUCUUGAUCUUCAUGCAGCUCUGGGAUCGGACUGAGCGCUUUUCUGAGAGAGCGAGAGGUAGGACUGCGCCGGCGUUGCUUGCGAUCUUCUUCCCAGAUUUUCGCUUGUGCUGCGCGCUUAUUUGCGUCUCCAGCUGAACGACUAGCACUACUAGCACUAGCGUCUUUCUUUCCCUUGUCUUUCCGGCCUUGUUUUCCACUUGCGUCAUCUUCAGCUGCUGCGUCAGCCUCUUCUGGCUUCCGCAUCUUCUUCACUGCCGCUUCAUCUGGAGCGUAGACCUGCUCGAGAACAAAGAAAGCGAAACGCACAUGGGUCGACUGCUACAGACUUCGAAGUCGUGGCCGUAGUAGUCGCCAAGUCCGGGCAGGUGCGUGGAAUGAUCGGUCGCGCUUCGUGGACGUUCGCCAAGUUAUACUUCGCCCCCAUGUCUUCGCUCGUGAUCCACGUCCCAGCGCUUUCAGGCGAAUCGUCGAAACGGUCCAUGGAGUUGCGGCCUGCGCCAGCGGAUGACCCACAGGCAGGGAGUGAAGACAUGUCAGGACCCAAUGGCAUCGAGGGGCAACCACGUCCGACGAGACCGUCGGCGCGCUUCAAUUGCAUCCCGCAGAAUCCCCGCAGUGCACCACCUAGAAAAAACGGAACGAAGAAGAAGUAGGUCGGCUGCGGCUCAAGGAUGGCACCGAUCUCACACACUUCGAGUGCCGCUACUGGCUGCUUUAGAGCCGUGCGCAUACCGUCGAGCGAAAAGAAUGGCGCGGGCCUUGCUGCUGCUUGACGCUUGUUCACGUUGCUGCCCUCCUGCUUCUCUUUCUGCCCAGUGGACUCGUCUUUCUUCGCUUUAGAUGUCUUUCCUGCAGGAGUCUUCGGCACUUCUUGACUGGUCUGCGGCUGCGUCUUCUGCUUUUUAGCAGCGUCAGCACCUGUUGCAGGCUUAAACGCCUCGACUCGAACCGUAGACGCAGUUGUAGUACAACACAAGUAGCAGCUCCAUCCGCAUCGUGCUCGGCUUCAGCUUCUGUGGUACCAGAGUCGAUGUCCGUUUCCACUUCUUCGGAAUCUUCUUCACCGUCAACGCCUCCUCCUGCUGCUUUCCCCUUGGUUGUAGGAGACAAGAUUUCGCUUUUCCGCUUAGAGGCCUUCAGCUCUUCUUCUUCGUUUUCGCCUUGUCUUUUUCUUCGAGUGCAGUUUCUACAUGUGACGUGCUGCACUUCUUGCCACCGUGCUGAACAUUGAAGGCGAGAAGUCGCGCGGUCGCUUCGACGUCUCGUUCAUCUAGCGGCGCAGUCAUCUGGAAUUGAUUGGGAGAGACUCUCCCGACAUGAAAGGGGCGAGGAUCGUAGCACUCGCGGAUAGCAGCAGAACGACUGAGCACUUUACCCGGGACGACACCACUCUGAUUGAUUUCGUUUGCAUUUAGCGCUUCCAGCGUCUCGCUCGUAUUCCUCGUCGCGGUUUCCACCAAAGCAGUCUGCGCUGCAUCGCGGACAGCGUCGUAGAGUGCAACUGUCGCCCGAGACUGAUUCUUUUCGAGCUUGCGAACAGGAUCUCGAAGCCACUGCUUCGCGGUUUCACGCUUCGUUCUGAUAUCGAUCUCACGCGGCUGGUUUCCAGAAGCUGCGAGCUCGGAUGCGUCUGCUACUUGUUUCCCCUCAUGCCGCUUCGCCCGGAGCAUGUCUCCACCUCCAGCUCGUUUCUUUCGUUGUUUUGCGAUGUUCGCCCCAGUUGCUGCGCGGAUAUCUCGAGCGACUUGUCGCUUAUCUACGUCUGCGCGCUUGUAAGCUCCAGAAACGACUGAGCAGCUCGCUCGCGCCAUCAGAAGCUCCAAUCCUCCUGGAGUGCCCGAGCAUGCUCUCUGUGUGAUGGCGUGACGGCUUUCGACUCGCAAGUUGGUACGCGGAGAGAGUCGCCAUACUUCGAGCGCCCGUCGCACAACGCCCGGCCUCGCACGGGGAUGCUUGGUUCUCAACAAAGCGUGUAGCAUAAGCAUUCGAAGGCCGGUCGGCUUUCGUUUUCGGCAACGAGGGCGCGCUCCUCUCGUGAAUCGAUCGCAGAAAUCUCGUUCCUCCGCAUAGCUGCCCAGACUCGCAAAAGUGCGGAAAAAGGUCUCUUCUUCGUCUUCAGUACACAACCGCCAAUGCAUCGGACGCGCGCAGAGAGAUACGAAAGAAGACUGACCAAGAGAAGAGCGUGACCAGAGCCAUUGCUGCCCGGGCCGGUCUGGAUGCUUUUCCGCGUAUGGGUGCAUGAUUGUUUGCGUGUAGAAAUCGUAAGCCUGCAGCGUAGUUCGGCGCGCGUCUGUGACUUUCUUGCACGUCCACACUCGAGAAAUAGAGCCACACCUCUGCAAGGAGAGUGUCAGUCUAUCGGAUGGCGUACUAAGUAUGCCGACCGCCCCCAGCAUUAUCGUGAACUCCUCGCCCGUGUGGCGGCAUCGAAGCCAGGCGUUUUUUCCGCAGUGUAACUUCUUCGGUGACUUCAUGACUUGCGGCAGCAGCAGGCUGAUCGCCAUUAAAUUCCUGCAUGCGGUGCCAACUGUUCCGAACCUUCCCAACAUCGGGCAUCCGACUGCUGCAAGCAUUGCCACAGAUGCUGCAAGUGGUGCUGGGCCCUCAGGCAUCGCGGACGCAGUAGUAGCAUCCCCACUAGGUAGCAGACGGAUCUAGUUCUAGUUGCCCGUCCACUGAAGGAGCUGCAGUUGGAUCAUCGGAAAAUAGGCCGCCAGUCUCAUGCAGUUGGAGAUCUCCACUCUCAACGCCUGCGCCAUCAGAUACGCCGCUGCUUCUUUCUACUGCCCGACUGCGUGACUUGUGCGCUUUCUUGUAAUUCUUCGCGUUGCUCACUCCUGUCUUUGCUGCAGGUACUGCUUCUAUUGCUCUGCGCAGAUCCUCCUCGCUACAAUGCGUCACGCACUCAACGAACGCCCGCAGAGCCUUUGCUCUUGAGUUUGCUCUCUCCUCGUCGCGAUCUGCUUCGAGGAGCUUAUCUGUGAACAUCGACACGCAUGCAGCAACCUCAAGAGGAAGAUCUUGGACCUGGAGCAUCUGCAAAUAUUUCCGAGUCUUGAAGAACCUCGCCAAAUCAGGUUGAUUCUUUCUUAUCCCCUUCGCCUGCCCGGGCCCCCGACAAACGGCCAAAAACUUCCCCGCGUCUACUCCGAGGUAGCGAGGCAGCAAGUAAAGCGAAUGCUUGAAAGAUGAACUAUCCAAGUCGUCCUCGCAACACUGGCCCACGCAAAGGGAAGUGCCAGCGUCCUCUCUCAUGUCGCCAGCCAUGUCCUGUCCUCCUCCGCUGUAGUUGCGUCUUGUAGUAGUGUGCAUAUGUGAUAAAGUAUAAGUAAGUAGUUGCAACAACAAGCAGGAGAAGGCGGCGCUUUAUCUAGUAAGUAUGCAAAUAACAAGAAAGAGAAUAGACGAGACGUCAGUCAGGCAAUUGAAGCACUUGAAGGAGAGCGAGAGACCACACAGCCAGCAGCAAGGCCCGAACUCAAGAAAACAGAAGGAAACAGUUCUUCACGUGUUAGAAGCAGGAAGCGUCGACGUCAACUCAAAGGCGUGGGCUUAUGUCUAGCACCUCUGUCGCAAGCGUCCAGUCGAACUGGCGAAGCAUCUCUUCGCCAUCGUCUACAAGUUCGCCCGAUCCAAAUCCAGCAGAUUCCCCGCGCUCAUAGUAGUAUCGGGGCACGAUUUCCCUCAGAAAAUGCCCGCAAGUAAUGGCUCCGCCGUCAGUGGUAAACUGUAUCCCAUAAAACGCUACGCAUUGAAAUUUGCGUGAGGUGACUCUUCGGAUGGAAAUGGCAAGAGUUCAACAAGACGAAGAGCAGCACGCCAGGCCUCCUCCCAGGAGGCGACGUCCAUCGAAUACCCACGCAUUCGCUCCACACUAUCCGUAGACGUGACCAGCACCGGGAUGGGUAAGCGAGCGUAUGGCUCUUUUGUUGCUUCUGGUGCAUGCUCGUCCUCAUCCGCCAUCUCUGAAUCAAAUACUUGCCCUAGAGCUUGUCUCUGUCCCUUCAAAGGCAUCCACAACUCGCCACAGCCGACAACGAGACGACAGCUGUGGCCUCGAAGUCUGUUGUUCUUCUGUGAUUCAACUCCUUCCAUAUUCUUUACAUGGGUACUCGUGCCAUCGACUUCGAAACGCACGCGCGCCAGCUUGCCUCCAGUUUCUCGGAGGAAUUCACCACGGACAGCCAAUCGCGCUGCCCGAUCGAUCUGAGGCAGCUCAUCGCUUUCGAAGUGGUGCCGCUUCCCACGAAAAUACAGGCCCAGCUGACGACUCUUGCUCGCUUCCAUCUGCUCACGCCGUGAGACACCCUGCGGGCCUGCGCCUGACGUCGAACCGCUGCCAAGGAAAUCUGACCCGUCGACGCUGGCACUAAAUGACGCAGCAGCAGGACGGGGAUCAAGCUGCAUAGAAAACCCGAGGCCGCUUGGAUUCAGCUUGUGUUGCUGCUGCUGUGCCUUAUGCUGGGACCUUGCAAUCACUACGAACGGACGUAGGGCAUUCGCGCCCUUGUUUUUCUUUGGCGCUUGCUUCUUAACAGCCUUAAGCAUGUUAUCACGCUGUGCGCUAAGAUUCUGCUGCGAUGGUUGAGUCUUCGGCGCUCCUGAUCUUCCGGCGCGCGAGAACUUUGCAGAUGGGCACGAAGAUGAUGACGAUGCAGCAGGAGUUGUCUUAGAUCCUUCCUGCUUGAUCUUCGUACUCUUAUCCCGCUUUCGACUUGUUGUCCCAUCGUUUUUCUCACUACCAGCGAGGCAGCUGGCUAUGGCUUUGAAGCGUAGAAUCGAACUGGACGCCAACCGUUCAGGUUCUUGCUGCAGCGAGCCUUUCUUCUGAAAGGGCUUCCUCUGUUUGGUCGUCUUUCCCACUCCAUCUCCACCUGUGUCACCAUCCUCAUCACUAGACGACUGCUUCUCUGCAAGACUUCGGCUCUUCGUGCGCAUUCGUUCAGCUAUUUCUUCCUUGUUCCUGAAUCCUGGACGAGGCUGCUCGACGUUGUGCUAGAUCUACGGAGAGCGACCGCUGGUCCUGUCCUCUUUUGUUCUUGUUGGCUGCAGAGCGCAGCACCGUCUUCGCCCUCCGACGACCGAAAGCGUCGCGCUCGACUUCGUUGUCCGACAUUGAUUGUUCUUGCUGUGUGUUUAUGCUGUGCUGCUGCUCUGAUGGGCUAAUAUAAUAUAUUCAGGUAGAAGAAGUGUCUGAAGUAAAUUACUGAAGAGAAUGAAUAUAGGUCGUGAUCUACAAUGCUAGUAGAUACAAUGGCAAACCUAACCAAGUCAAGCUCUUGCCUCUGAAGCUGAUACUGAAGACGAACCGCUGCGAAGUGAUGCUCAGAACUCUACUCGAAUUAUGGAAAUGAAUCACGUAAAGGCUCAACUAAACUGAACCGGACGCCCUUAGGUUGUGCAUUUGUUUGGAUAGCCUAAACCUACAUGGAGAGAAAGUCUAGCUUUUGGGUGCUCCUUUAAUCGACUCAACUCGUAUCCUUCGAUAGGCUCGCUCCCGCCUUCCGGUCAUCAGUGUAGACAUAUUAGCACGAGAUGCCAGGUGGUAAAUGAUUUGAGACCAGAAGAAAGGAAGCUGCCCAAAGUCUGAACUCAGUUAACAGCACAACAAUGGUUAGACUUGCAAACUACACUACCUACCUCUAUUGGGCGUGGACUAAAGUGCCGGGCAAUCCAAUGAGAGAAAUAACAAUGGGUGGCGAAGGAGCUGAAUCAUUAAAGAAAAAAUAUGCGCAAAUCAAUACUAAUAACUAAUAUGCGGACAAGAUUCGCGAAGUCAGUGGUAGAAUUGAGAAGAGAAAAACGGCGCAAGCUAUUCCCAUUACCUUCAGGAUUCAGUUGCAAAAAUGGAGGCCCGUGAAGGUCUUACUUUGCCGAAAGUUUCCGAAAGUUCAACUGGCAGACUUUCUCUCACUCGAUAAAAGCGCCUCCCGUGGAGCGUCCUCAGAUUCAUACAUACACGGGCCCCCAGCUGGCGUAGUUACUGGCGCCUGUAGGUUCUACUUCCCUCGGGGGGUCGCUGAGUUGCUUCGAUCGAUCACAACGAACCAACGCGCUCAGUCACUGCUAACUAACAGCGGGGCUUCGUUCGUUGGUUUAGUAUAAGUAAGUAUAUAGAUGCUCUUCUAUAUAUUUAUUUACAAAGUAACUAAGAAGCAACCAGGCCAGUUUUUUAACUAACUUAGUUCGAGACAAACAGGGCAGCUCACUCAGCCGCCUCGCGCGCUGUUUGAGUCUCUGGUAGAUUGAUACGCUCGCAGAUACAUGCCAUAGGCGCCGAGGCUGGCACCUACUUACUUUCGUAACGUACCUAGCUAGCAGCGGCAGCCGAUGAAUCUGCCUACCAGCCUACCUACCUAGGUAGUGCGAGUAGGUAGGCACGCAGCUGCCUAGCUAGGUAGGUGCGUACCUACGUAGGUAGGUAGGCAGGUAGGUAGGUAGGUAGGUAGGCACGCGCGCCGCCUUUCGUUCAGUGCGUGACUCGUCACGCAGACACGUCGGCCAUGCAUUGACUCACAGGAACGAAGAGAGUGCGCGCCGGGUGAUUGAGUGGGUCGACGGAUGGCCGCGCGCUCGCGCGCGUUGGUUGGUUCUUGCGUUCAUACAUGCACUGACUCACCCUCGCGCCCACCCACCCAGCCUGUCAGUCACGCACUCGCUCACCCUCUCGCCACUCAGUCCAGGAGUCUAUCUAUUACGUGUCAUCCUAUGACAUAGAGACAGUGCGUGGGUGUAUGCAUGUUGUAAGUAUCUACGGCCUCCAUGUGAGUAGGUGCGCACAUAUUAGACGCAUAGACUGACCGACUGACUGACAGGAAAUAAAAGAGAGAACGAAGGCAGACGCGUGCCGCUAUCUAGGACAUAGAAUACGCGCCCACCUUUGUACUCAUUGCACGCGUGCGAGCGCCAGAGUGAGAGGGUGGGGCGAAGGCCGCGGCGCCGUUGCGUGUGGGAGGGAGUGCGUCUGACUGUCUACCUCAUUGCGGUGGGUGCGUACCUAGCUACUACCUAGCAUCCGUGGGCGUAUCUAUCUGUCAACGUUAGAGAACUAUACAGAAGCUGCAUGCCCUUGCUAUAUGUAGAGGGGUCGGCGCUGGCUAAUUGUAUACACUAUAGGACGUGGCUACGUGUGUGCGUGAGUGCUUGGCUGAGUGCGUAGCUGGUGCGUGUCUAUGUGUGAGCCAGUGCGCGUGCCUACUGUAGGCAUCCACGAGCGUACGGCAGAGAUAGAAUGGGAGAGCGGGCGCGCCUUGUCCGUGGAUGCAUGGGUCUGGAUUUCUUAGAGUCCGCGUGAGUAGGGACCGACGUGCCUACUCAUUCACCUAUAGGGUGGAGACCGCCGCGACGAUGUGAAAGACGUGCGCGAAAUCUCUUCGAAAAGUCCGCUGCCCGGGCUGGUCUUCGUUGUCUCUUUGCUUGAAAGGCCAAACCAGGCGCCGAAGCGCCUGGCGCUGUUUUUGUUUGUUCUGUGUUUCGUCGUUGGUGGCAGCCCCGGCGCCGGUUCGUUGUGGGCCGCUCGCUUGCCGCUGGCAUCGGCGCCGCCCCGGGUGCAGGCGUGGCGCGGUUGUGUGAGCCCCCUGAAGCGUAGGACACCGGGGCGGAGGACAGGGGAAACGCCGGCGGGGGAGCAGUGUCACCAUAAGCCGGCGGCGGCCAUCUUUCCCCGCUUGGACACCUUUAGCGGCUUCCCGUCUCUUCUGUCGCUUUAGAAAAAAAAAAAAUCUUGGUGAAAAGUUCGCGAAAUCUUUGAAAAAUCUUCGCGGAAUCUUUCUGAAAAGAUAAGCGCGCGCAAGCAUGGAGUUCCAACAUGGUCAAGACUUGUAAACUUUCCGCAAACAUUUCGCGAAGAUUCUGAAGCUUUUGCCAUCUGUGUUUUUUUGAUGAAGACACGAAAACGAACCGCCAGGAGCAAACUCGCGACAAUUUGCAGCGGGAGCGCAUAGGGCUCCGCGUCUCCUGUGUCUGCUUUGUGUGGUCUGGAAAGUAAGCGAGUAGAAAAAAAGCUAGCCGCUUUGGGUGGAAGUUAGAAAAAAAAAAAAUCUUGGCGAAAAGUUCGCGAAAUCUUUGAAAAAUCUUCGCGGAAUCUUUCCGAAAAGAUCAGCGCAAGCAUGGAGUUCCAACAUGGUCAAGACUUGUAAACUUUCCGCAAACAUUUCGCGAAGAUUCUGCAGCUUUUGCCUUCUGUGUUUUUUUGAUGAAAGAAGACAGGAAAACGAACCGCCAAGAACAAACUCGCGACAAUUUGCAGCGGGAGCGCAUAGGGCUCCGCGUCUCCUGUGUCUGCUUUGUGUGGUCUUUCUGUUUCUCUCUCCAAAGCUGUGCAGCCUUUUAGGUUGUGCAUUUGUUUGGAAAUUUGUCGGGCGGCUGCGUCGCAGGCUGGCUCGUUGGCUUCUGGUGCUCUCAGCGCAGGGACCGGGCUGGUCGUGUGUUGGUUUUGUCGGCUCUGCUUUCAGAGGCUUAGCAGACGCCGCGCGAAGUGGACAGGCGUGAAAGCGGCGCGCGUGAGCCCCGGCAACUUUUCGCCAAGAUUCUCCGCCGUCGGCAGUCUUCGGGCGCGGCGGUCUCCAAUAUAGGGCCGCAGCGUCGAGAGAUCGAAGAAAAAGCCGGCGGCCUUCCGUUAGUUUCCGGAAGUGUUUUCGCUUUCCUUUAGUUACCGAAUAUCGCCGAUUAUUUCUGUUUCUUGUUUCUCCUGGUUCUUUCGCUCUGUUUAUUUCCGUUUAUUUCCGUUUCCUCCGAAAGUUGCCGAAAGUUUCCGAAAAUAUACCUUCGUUCGGCGAUUAACGGAAAAAGACGGAAACUCCCGGCAACUUUCGGAAACUUUCGGCAACUUUCGGAGGAAACCGAAAUAAACGGAAAUAAACGGAGCGAGCUAAGGAACCGGGAGAAACAAGAAACGGAAACAAUCGGCGAUAUUCGGCAAGAGGCGGCGGAGCGGUUUUUUGUAGGUCCGGGAGAUCCAUGCUUGCAGAUCCUUGAUUUAGUUUUUUUCCAUUUGUAAUCACCACUAGAAUCAGUUGAUUUUGAGGUCUAAAGUGAGCACUUUUUGAGUAGAUUCUAGUGCGACGGCGCCCGUUGAGCACAUAAGUAAAUUUGUAUUCGAAGUGAUACUGGUUUUGAUUGGUUUAAGACUGGGAACCCCACUAGAUUCUUGCUUCUUCAGAUCUUCUACGAAGAAUGCAAUCCAUUGGAAAUGGUAGCUUGCAUCUCUGUGUUUGGCCGCGUCCGAGGAUCAGUCUCUUUCUUAGCAAGAGACGGAUCCUCACGCAGAGAGGGGCAAUUCAAAGAGCCAGACAGCCUGUUGCGAUUGGGUCUUGAAUCAUGUGCCAAAUUAUUAGAAAUUAUUUCUCUUGGAUAG
This is a messenger RNA of Amoebophrya sp. A25, 13296 nucleotides long. NCBI's taxonomy places the organism in Eukaryota, Dinophyceae, Syndiniales, Amoebophryaceae. The record is from the annotation of a GenBank genome assembly.